Molecule: messenger RNA, 663 nt
Organism: Talaromyces marneffei
Lineage: Eukaryota; Fungi; Ascomycota; Eurotiomycetes; Eurotiales; Trichocomaceae
Exons: 5
Coding region: 1-663 (220 amino acids)
Source: RefSeq, a predicted model, not a curated record
AUGCCUUUAGAUCCAACAUUCACAGCCUACACCCCCACCCAAGCCCAGACCUAUGCCCAGCACCGCCUCUCCUACCCAUUCAAACUCUACGACAUAAUCUUGAAACAUCACACAAAUACAGGCGGCAAACUCAAUGUGCUUGCAGAUGGGAGGAGAAUGAUCAAGACGGCUAGAUCGCUGUUUGACGAGGAGGUUAGUGUAGAAGGUGGUAUAUUGGGGAAGCUGCGGUUUGCGGUUUGUGAAGCGGAUGAGUGUGCGAGGGGGUUAGCUGCUAUGGUGGCACAUUGGUUCUCCAUGCCAUCCUUCUGGGUCCAAGCCGCUCAAGUCGUAAAGCCCAACGUCACCGUGGCCCUCUGGACAUGCUCUUCACUCUACUGCCAUCCAUCAACAUCCAACGCAGCAGCCGUAAAAAAAGCCUUCUUCCAUCUCGAACGUGACAUUCUGGCGCCGUACGAAUUACCGCCAAACCAGAUCUCGCGCAAUAGGUACGAUAAUCUUAUUUUACCCUGGCAAGUCAACGACCUAAUAGCCAGAUAUAUUCUGGCGGAAUCUUUCCCCGAAAAAGAUUUCGUCCGUCUCGAAUGGGAUAGAGAUGGCAUCCUCACCAACGGGGAGGACUUCUUCCUAGCUAGUAAAGACGAAAACAAUGGGGAGACACAUUAA